GACGGGGUUUCACCAUUUUGGCCAAGCUGGCCUCGAGCUCCUGACCUCAGCUGAUCCACCCACCUCGGCCUCCCAAAGCGCUGGGAUUACAGGCGUGAGCCACCGCGCCUGAUAAACAUCAUUUUCUUUUAAAGAGUCCUCUGUCAUCUAGCGAGACGCUACUACAAUGGAGGAAAAAGACCCCUCCUUAAGCCCUGAGAACCUGAAAACUUUGGCUAGAAGUCCGCUCCUGAAGAGACUCAGGAAGGCUUCUGGGAACCGUAGUUCAAAGGCAUCCCGUCUUCUGCGCAGACUCACAAGUCCCUGUGGACGGAAACAUUGAAGGGUAGUGCCGCUCCGUCCUUCCACCGGAAGUGUCCGAUCGGAAUCAUCCCUGUCCGAGAGGUGAGUCCGGGUUUGGGGACCCAGAUGUCCGGCCCAGUGUCCCCCUCCAAACAUCCAGUCCCUCUCAUAUUGCCUUUGAACUUAGCAGCCUCUGGGUGACCAGACCUUGGACCUCACAGGAAUCCCUGACAAAGGGGGAGCCAGCUUCGGCGUUGGGAGGGCAGGAGCGCUCCCGUUUUUAGUGAGGGUUUGGCGGUCUCCAUAGUUACCUCCGCCGCGCGUGACGUUAUAGUGGAGCGCUGAGAGGGCGUGGUGGCGUGGAGGGUAGAGGGGCGUCCUGCUGAUCCUGAAUCUGGGGUCACUGAUUAGCGGAGUGGCCCAGGCCAGCCAGAUGGAACGGGAAGGGGCGCCACAUGUCUCGGAUCUGUAGUUGUCUGCCAAAAGAAACUGCUGCGAGGGCCACCCCCGAUCUCCUGUUUCCCUUGGAAAGAAUAACCGCCCUUUCGUAGGACAUAUGGGGACAACCCCGGCGUAUCCUGAACUUUGUUGACACGGAGAACUCUUGAAACUAAAGAAGACCCUUCCCAAAGCAGAAGUGGGUUUCUGAUAAAAUAUUCUAUCCAGAGAUGGCUACCGAGUCAAAGAAAGCUGCAGCCCAGAACUCUCCAGAGGAUGAAGGACUUCUGAUACUGAAGAUAGAAGAGGAAGAAUUUAUCCACAGGCAGGACACUUGCUUACAGAGAAGUGAACUCCUCAGGCAGGAGCUCUGCAGGCAGCUUUUUAGGCAGUUCUGCUACCAGGAUUCCCCUGGACCUCGCGCGGCACUGAGCCGACUCCGGGAGCUCUGCUCUCAGUGGUUGAAGCCAGAGAUCCAUACCAAGGAGCAGAUUCUGGAACUGCUGGUACUGGAGCAGUUCCUGACCAUCCUGCCGGGGGAUUUGCAGGCCUGGGUUCAGGAACAUUACCCAGAGAGUGGAGAGGAGGCAGUGACCAUACUGGAAGAUUUGGAGAGAGGCACUGAUGAAGCAGUACUCCAGGUUCAAGCCCAUGAACAUGGACAAGAAAUAUUCAGGAAAAGGGUGUCACCUCCUGGACCAGCACUUAGUGUCCAGUUACAGCCAGUGGAAACCAAAGCCCAUUUUAUUUCAUCAGAACCCCAGCUGUUACAGGACUGUGAUACUGAGAGUGAAAACAGUAGAUCUAUGCCAAAGCUGGAAAUUUUUGAAAAAAUUGAAUCACAGAGAAUUGUAUCUGGAAGAAUCUCAGGAUACAUAUCAGAAGCAUCUGGUGAAUCUCAAGACAUCUGUAGGUCUGCAGGCAGGGUAAAGAGGCAAUGGGAAAAAGAAUCAGGGGAGUCUCAGAAACCAUCAUCUACCCAGGAUGGAGAUUUUGGUAAAAUCCUCACCCACAAAAAUACAGUCAGAAGUGAAAUAAUAAGCCAUGAUGGAUGUGAGAGGAGAUUAAAUCUGAACUCAAAUGAAUUCACACACCAGAAAUCUUAUAAACAUGGUACCUGUGACCAGAGCUUCAAAUGGAACUCAGAUUUUAUUAACCAUCAAAGAAUUUAUGCUGGAGAAAAAAUUCACCAACAUGGAAAAUCUUUCAAGAGCCAAAAGCUUGCUAAACAUGCAGCAGUUUUCAGUGGAGAGAAAACUCAUAAGUGUAAUGAAUGUGGGAAAGCUUUCAGGCACAGCUCAAAACUUGUUAGGCAUCAGAGAAUCCACACUGGAGAGAGACCCUAUGAAUGUAAUGAAUGUGGGAAAGGAUUUGCAGGGAGCUCAGAUCUUAUUAGACAUCAGCGAAUUCACACUGGUGAAAGACCCUUUGGAUGCAAAGAAUGUGGGAGAGCAUUCAGCCUGAACUCACAUCUUAUCCUGCAUCAGAGAAUUCACACCAGAGAGAAACCCUAUGAGUGUAGUGAAUGUGGGAAAACCUUCCGAGUGAGCUCACAUCUUAUUCGACAUUUGAGAAUCCACACUGGAGAAAAACCCUAUGAAUGUAGUGAGUGUGGGAGAGCCUUCAGUCAGAGCUCACACCUUAGUCAACACCAGAGAAUUCACAGGAGGGAAAACCUAUUAAUGUAAGGAACUUAAGUUUGUAUGUAAAUGCUGAGGAAAUAGAACAAUGUGAAAAACAUUAAAUAAAAAGUAUUGGACAAGAUGGAAGACUGAAA
Cebus imitator (Panamanian white-faced capuchin) is the source of this 2497-nucleotide messenger RNA. RefSeq names its product zinc finger protein 165 (gene ZNF165). Bases 951 to 2408 code for a protein of 485 amino acids. Gene Ontology annotation, biological process: regulation of transcription by RNA polymerase II. The record is from RefSeq and is a predicted model, not a curated record. The transcript is spliced from 4 exons. NCBI's taxonomy places the organism in Eukaryota, Metazoa, Chordata, Mammalia, Primates, Cebidae. Gene Ontology annotation, molecular function: DNA-binding transcription factor activity, RNA polymerase II-specific; RNA polymerase II cis-regulatory region sequence-specific DNA binding.